UUACAUAAAAACAAAUAAAACUCCUAUGUCUCUUAGUCUCCCCCAUGCCUAAAGUUGGUCCUAAUUUUUCUCUUUUAUGUCCUCAUUUCUCUCUUCUUUCCUCACGAUAAAUGUGUUUUCUAUUUUUUGCUUGUCAAAAAUAUACCACAACUUCAACUAAUCAACAAAAGUACGUAGUUUUUUUUUACCAUGGUGUACCCUCAACUAAGUUUAUCCCAAAUCCAGAUACCACGAUCCCAGAAAUAUCUGGAUUUUAUCCCUAAUCUUCCAAAGUUCCCAUAUCAUUCAGAUCUCCGCAAAACUCUAAUCUCUGUUUUUCAAGAACCUUAACCCUUAUUCUUGAACUGGCCUUCAUACUUCUCCAAAAUUCCUUCUCAUAAUCCCAUAUAAAUCCCCAUUAUACUUAUUACGUUACUUGGAAGGCAAAAAAAAAAUGGCAGCAGUAAAAGGGGCAAGCGACAUUGAAACAGGGCAACUCUAUCCAAAUAUGGAGGAAAACCCACAAUUUCGAUGGGCUUUCAUUCGAAAAGUGUAUGUGAUCAUUGCCAUACAAAUGGUCCUUACUGCUGCCAUUGCCGCCGUCGUCAUUUUCGUUCGACCGAUCUCGCAUUAUUUGGUGUCCACUCCAUCGGGUCUCGGCAUAUACAUUGUCAUCCUCAUUUCACCCAUUAUAAUUAUGUGUCCGUUGUACGCGUAUGCGAAGCGCCAUCCUAUCAAUUUUGUACUUCUUGGAUUGUUUACUAUCGCAAUUGCUUUUGGUGUGGGAAUGACUUGUGCAUUUGUUAAAGGGAAAGUUGUACUGGAGGCUUUGAUUUUAACAUGUGUUGUGGUAGUGAGCCUUACCAUCUACACAUUCUUGGCAGCAAAAAGAGGGGUGGACUUUAGCUUCCUAGGCCCUUUCUUGUUCGCUGGCAUGAUGGUCUUGAUGGUUUUUAUGCUGAUCCAGAUCUUCAUUCCUCUUGGAAAAAUCUCUCUGAUGAUAUAUGGGUGCAUAGCGGCGAUAUUGUUCUCAGCGUACAUCGUGUAUGACACAUUCAACUUGAUUAAGAAUUACAGCUAUGAUGAGUACAUACCUGCUGCAAUUAACCUUUACCUAGACAUCAUCAACUUAUUCUUGGCGCUGCUUGCUCUUCUUGAGGGUGCAGACAACUAGAAUAUUAUAUUUUAAUAGGACAUUUUUCAGAUCGCAUUCUUAACUUAUAGGAUUUACAUAUAUUAAGCUCGAGCUAGUGUAAAUUGGGCACAAUUGGCAGAAAGAUGGUGUGAAAACAUAGUAUGGACAUGCUUAAUUCCUAAGUUAUAAAAAAAAAUUAUCCUUAUAUUAGGAUGUUGGCUACUGUACAGCAUAUUGUGAUUUCACAAUACAGUUUUUUGCCUUCUUUGAUUUGUAGUGACUGAAUUCGAAAUGCAUAUUCUGUUGUGUGUAA
This is a messenger RNA of Beta vulgaris subsp. vulgaris (sugar beet), 1427 nucleotides long. Its product is annotated as protein LIFEGUARD 4. The record is from RefSeq and is a predicted model, not a curated record. Bases 434 to 1153 code for a protein of 239 amino acids. Lineage: Eukaryota; Viridiplantae; Streptophyta; Magnoliopsida; Caryophyllales; Amaranthaceae. The transcript is spliced from 4 exons. Gene Ontology annotation, cellular component: membrane.